Messenger RNA from Didymosphaeria variabile, 729 nucleotides. RefSeq lists its product as uncharacterized. The transcript is spliced from 2 exons. Gene Ontology annotation, biological process: arachidonate metabolic process. NCBI's taxonomy places the organism in Eukaryota, Fungi, Ascomycota, Dothideomycetes, Pleosporales, Didymosphaeriaceae. The record is from RefSeq and is a predicted model, not a curated record. The coding region runs from base 1 to 729 and encodes 242 amino acids. Gene Ontology annotation, cellular component: membrane.
AUGUACGAUGCGCAAGGCGUGGAGGAUGCCAUCAAGACAGUUGUGACUGCCGAGCUUUCAGACGUGGAUGUCCGUCUCUAUGAUCCUCGAGAAGACUGUGCCGAUGCAUUCGCUAUUACAACUCAGGUCAAAAUAGGGUUCACUAAAGCCGCAGUCCUGCGCUCUUACCACACACGACGAAUAGCUGGACCCGAGCUUGACGAUAAUAUACUCGUUUGGCAAGCAAUGAAAGCUGCCGUACUAGCACCUCGUUACGCGUGUCCUGAAAACGGAAAAACCUUACGAUCUGUCAUCGAGCCUGGCCUGGUUGACUACGGUACUACAAAGAACAAUCCUGUUUCCGAUGCCUACUACGAAUGUCGCAAGCUCUACAAGUACACCGGAGAUAAGAUGGUUAUUGUCUCUAUCGGCACAGGAUCCGGGUUGAAUCCAGAUCGUGAAAGUGAAGAAAUGGCGAAGAGUGUCUUCAAACGAAACGGUGAUGCGGAGCAACAGUGUCUCGAAUUCCAGAGGGAUCACGAGGGCCUGAUAAAAAGUGGCUGGUUGAAAUAUUUCAGGUUCAAUGUGCCGAAUCUCGAUGAUACACCUUUGGAGGAGUGGUGCGCAGAGGAGCCAAUUAGGGACAAAACAACGGCGUACCUUGCAAGUCCAGAUACUGGCCGGUCUUUCCACCAGUGUGUGGACGACAUUACAGCGAUAUUGACAGGGAUCCAGGGGCAGGCACGAUGA